Molecule: messenger RNA, 2179 nt
Organism: Cladophialophora immunda
Lineage: Eukaryota; Fungi; Ascomycota; Eurotiomycetes; Chaetothyriales; Herpotrichiellaceae
Product: nicotinate (nicotinamide) nucleotide adenylyltransferase
Exons: 2
Coding region: 343-1446 (367 amino acids)
Biological process (GO): NAD+ biosynthetic process
Molecular function (GO): nicotinamide-nucleotide adenylyltransferase activity; nicotinate-nucleotide adenylyltransferase activity
Source: RefSeq, a predicted model, not a curated record
GCCUCACCUCGUACACCCCACUUCUCACAGCAGGAUCAGCCGAACCUCCUCCAAAGCCGGGCGCGCACUAGUAAAACUCUCCAACUACUUUACAUUGAGGAAUUACUCAACCCCGUCCCGGCUGGCUAGGCUGGGAAAAGGCGCUCAGGCCGGGCGGAGAUCGACCCAGACCCUCGCCCACCUUGAAAACCGCUCGUUCUGCCUGCUGGGAAAAACUCCAGCUCGUACCUCUGAUUAUUUUCCUCCUCACUCCUCCUCCACUCCAUACAGCCGAAGCCGGACAUAACUGCCCACGCCCCUCCCUCCGACAAAACUCUCUGCUCGGGGCGAUGGUGCCCUGAGAUGCUGAGUCGUCCUCAUCUUCACUUCCUUCCAUCCUGCUCAAUCACGAACAGACUUUUGCAUAGGUCGUCUGCUGCCUUUCCCAAUCCCCCACGAGGCACGAGGGCCCCGCUAUCCGGCUCAUCCACCUCCAUAGAUAAUAUCCUCUCUUCUGACAAAUCACCUCUCCCCUCGGCCAUCUUCCUGCCUCCCUCACACUCUCCUCGAGACUUCUCAAGAACCGGGAAGAACUUCGUGCAGUUCGUGCAGAGAAGAUCAACCGUUUUGCAAGCGAUCACCGGUGACGGCGACGAGAUGGACGAAUACCGCUUUCCCGACUCCCGCCUCAAGAAGAAGAUGGAUGACCCAGAGAAGACACCUCUUCUGCUUGUUGCUUGCGGCUCCUUCUCUCCCAUUACCUUCCUACACCUGCGCAUGUUCGUCAUGGCUGCCGACUACGUCAAGCACAACACGGACUAUGAGAUGAUCGGCGGGUAUCUGUCUCCUGUGUCCGAUGCAUACAAGAAGCAAGGCCUAGCCCCAGCAGAACAUAGAGUAGCGAUGUGCCAACUUGCAAUCGAUAAAGCUUCCAGCUGGCUCAUGGUCGACCCGUGGGAAGCAGAAAAAAAGGAAUACCAGCCAACUGCAAAGGUAUUGGAUCAUUUCGACCACGAAAUCAAUGUCAUCCGAAAGGGCAUUGACACUGGAAACGGUACCCGGAAACCUGUCAAGAUAUCUCUGCUCGCCGGGGCCGACCUCAUACAGACCAUGUCAACCCCAGGCGUCUGGAGCGAGAAAGAUCUGGAUCACAUUCUCGGAAGAUAUGGUACUUUUAUCAUUGAAAGAUCUGGCACCGAUAUCGACGAGGCCCUGGCCAGUUUGCAAAACUAUCGCGACAAUAUCCACGUUAUCCAGCAACUUAUCCAGAAUGACGUCAGCAGCACAAAGAUAAGACUGUUCUUGCGGAGAGGUAUGAGCGUACAAUACCUUAUCCCGGCACCUGUUGUCGAAUAUAUUGAGCAAAAUCAUCUGUAUAGAGAUGAUGCUCGUUCGUCCAGCACCACCUCCAUCCAGCACGCGGAUAGCGACAAAGGGAAGUCCAAGGAAGUCCCGACAGCCAGCUGAACAUCUGACCCGACAAUUCGCAUAAAUUGUUUGAUGCAAGCAUCUGGCUAAGUUAACAUCCUCGCGGAGAGUCGAGGCAGGCCAGGCCGUGAUGAACAAGGCAGACUGUCUCCCGUGUGCGGGGGCAAAGUACCGCCACAAGAGAGAAUAAAUGAGCACCCUUUGCUGUGGCGAUGAGAAAUCAGCUACAGCCCACGGGCCGGUGCUGGGUUCGUGUUCUGGCGAAUGCAAGGUGCUCUAUUUGCGUGAUGAAAGAGAGGUUUAAGCCUGCCUCAGCAUCACACUUAUCAACGAAGAGACGUCUAGAGUGCGUGGAGUUGGCGCAGCGAGAACAUGAUGGAUUGAGCGAUUGGAAAACUCAAAAGUAUGGCGCCGGCGUUUAUGAAGUGGUUGAACGAUUUGCGCCGGAAAGACGAUAUCCUAGAGAGGUGGCGAGCACAGAGAUUGAGAGACGUCUACGUGAAGCCAUCUGAGCAUGACGGCGGUUCUUCCCACGGAGGACUGGGUGUUGUGAUAGAGGAAGUCUUGACUAAAGGCCAGGAUAGAGAGAGAACAGCGCCAUAUGUCAUGAUACUUUGCACGAUAAGCAAUUACCAGACUACGAGUAUUGGAUAUAUUCUACUGUAACCCGCAUCAACCAGAGGUUUCCCAAGGAUUCCAGGAUACAAUUUGUACUUUGAAAGGCGCAACAUGUACAUUGAAUGAACCUCGCAGCUCUCGCGUGAUAUCCUAC